Molecule: messenger RNA, 2538 nt
Organism: Gadus macrocephalus (Pacific cod)
Lineage: Eukaryota; Metazoa; Chordata; Actinopteri; Gadiformes; Gadidae
Product: partitioning defective 3 homolog
Exons: 2
Coding region: 16-435 (139 amino acids)
Biological process (GO): microtubule cytoskeleton organization; cell adhesion; establishment or maintenance of epithelial cell apical/basal polarity
Cellular component (GO): adherens junction; apical plasma membrane; apical junction complex
Molecular function (GO): phosphatidylinositol binding
Source: RefSeq, a predicted model, not a curated record
UCUCCAUCAGCGCUGAUGUAUCCAGGUCAUCCUCCUCUCGCAGCGGACCCCUUGAGCCCCCCCCCCCCCCCCCCCUUCAUCCAUCCUCACUCUCUGUUUUCUUCUCUCCCCUCUCGCCAUAGCAACCGACUAGCCCCUAGCAACCACGACCGGAUACAGCGGCUGCGCCAUGAGUUCCAGCAGGCCCAGACGGGACCCGACGACCCCGACGACCGCCGGCGCACCUACAGCUUCGAGCAGCCCUGGGUCAGCACUGGCAGUCCGGGCCCCGCUAGUCCGGUCCUGGGGGGCCAGGGGGGUCACGGGGGUCCGGGGUCCUACAGCCAGCCCGGGCGCCACUCGGUCUCCGUGGAGGUCCAGAUGCAGAGGCAGCGGCAGGAGGAGAGGGAGGCCUUCGCCCUGGCCCAGCGCCAGUACAGCUCCCUGCCCCGGUGAGAGAGUGUGUGUGUGUGUGGGUGGGGUGGGGGGGGGGUGGGUGUGGUCAUCAAUACUCUCUACUGUCACACUAAUGGCAUCACAAAGCUCGUAGAUCAUCUCAGUGGCACGGCUGUGCCAGACUGAAUAGAUACCCACACGCACGCACACACACUCCCUUACAAACACACACUCCUUUACACGCAAGCACGCACACACUCCCUUACACACACACACACACACACACUCUCUUACAAAAACACACACAAGCACGCACACACUCCCUUACAUGCACACACUCCAUUACACACACACACACACUCCCUUACACACACACACACACACACUCCCUUACACACACACACUUCCUUACACACACACACUUCGUUAUACACACACUCCCUUAAACACACGCAUGCAUGCACACACACACUCCCUUACACAGUCACACUGUUUAAGGGACAAACACACACACUUGGCAGAGAGGCCGGAUCGGGUUCCUAUAGAAGGCCUUCCUCGAUCUGUUUCGUCUCCAUAAUGAAAUUCCCUCCAAUCAGGGAAUCCUAACAUCUGUUCCUGGAAGGGAACGCGCGUGUGCCUCGUUCGGCUGUCACUCAGAAUGUUAAUCCAAUCAAAUCAAACUUUCUUCAUAGUGCUUUCAGCCAAUGAAUGAAAGGACACAACCAGACUAGUGAAUAGUUGAACACAUGAGAGGAGAAUCACUACUUUAACACAACAAGCUUAACGAGGGAAACCAGACAACUCUGGAUCUUUAGAUCAGAGUCGACCAUUAAGUGAUCACUCACCUCCACACCUACCUACCUGGGUCUCGACGUCACCUUCAUAGUAGUUAAGGUUAUAUACUGUAUGUUCAUUUAAUAGACUAGCAGAGGUUAUAUAUGUUCAUCUAAUACAGAUUAGCUAAAGUUCUAUACGUUAAUUUGAUCCAGACUAGUUUUGGUUAAAUAUGUUAAUUUAAUCUAGAAUAGUUACAAUUAUAUUUUUUCAUUUAAUCCAGACUAGUUAAGGUUAUGUUAAUUGUAUAGAAUAGUUAAGGUUAUAUAUGUUAAUGUUAUAGACUAGUUAAUGUUAUAUAUCUUAAUGUAAUACAGUCUAGUUAAGGUUAAAUAGAUAAUAUGUCUUAGUGUUUUAAACUAGUUGAGCUUCAUGUAUGUUCAUUAGGAGUGUGUUUGUUCUUCAGACCUCCAGAUGUGUCUUGAGUUAGUGUGUAUUGUUGGACUCACUCAGUCUCCAGCAGAACCAUAAACUUUGCGUUCGGCGCUGUCGUUCAUCACAGGAACAGAACCUCCAGCCGUGUGCAUAUCUAUCAGUAUAAUAUUAUGGCUCGUACGCGGAGCUGUUACUCAUCUUUAUUAUUACCCUGUGGCGCGGCGACCUUACAAACAUCUGGACAGGAAAGCGCUUGUUUAUGGCAGAGGCUCAGCGAUGUGUCACGCACGCACACACACACACACACACGCUGAGGAGUAUUAACAUGAUAUCAGCCAUGUUUCAGAUGACACUGUUAACGUGAAGCACACACAGAGACACGCACGCAGACACACACAGGCACGCACGCACCUACGCAGACUGGCACGUACGCAGACAGUCAUGUACGCAGGCGGGCAAAAACAACACAAACAUGCACCCACGCAAGCAGACAGGCAAGCAUGCACACAGACAAGCACGCACACAGACAGGCACGGGUUUAGGAUUAGAAUGUUAACAUGGGGAUUCUGAGGGAGCUGCUGGGAGACGGAUGAGCGGUCGUCUCGCUCGGGCCCGCCUCCCCUCUCUCCCCCCCCCCCCUCUCUCCCUCCCCCCUCUCUCCCUCCCCCCACUCCCGUCCGUCCCUCCCUUGCAGUGGGGUAGUCACCCCCCUACUGUGAGUGUUCCUGUGGCGUGAUGCCAGAGGAACCUGCAGGCAUAAAUUCACAUCAGCUCGUUCAGAGGGACUGUCUGUCUGUCUGGUGCACCUGUCCGUCUGUCUGGUCCACCUGUCUGUCUGUCUGUCAUUGUCUCUGUCUCUCUGUCAGUCUGUCUCUCCGUCUGUCUGUCUGUCUUUCCCUCCAUCAGUCUGCCUGUCUGCCUCUCUGUCUGCCUGUCUGUCUGUCUAUCUAUCUG